Molecule: messenger RNA, 1705 nt
Organism: Ananas comosus (pineapple)
Lineage: Eukaryota; Viridiplantae; Streptophyta; Magnoliopsida; Poales; Bromeliaceae
Product: G2/mitotic-specific cyclin S13-7-like
Exons: 9
Coding region: 69-1436 (455 amino acids)
Biological process (GO): mitotic cell cycle phase transition; regulation of cyclin-dependent protein serine/threonine kinase activity
Cellular component (GO): cyclin-dependent protein kinase holoenzyme complex; cytoplasm; centrosome
Molecular function (GO): cyclin-dependent protein serine/threonine kinase regulator activity
Source: RefSeq, a predicted model, not a curated record
GAGAGAGAGAGAGAGAGGCUCUUUUUUCUUUUCUCUUUGGAGGAGGAGGAGGAGGAGAAGAGACUACAAUGGCUUCGAGGCAUCAUAUUGCGAUUUCGCAGCAGCAAAGAGGUGGGGUCGCGCCUGUCAACAAGCAAAAGGCGGCGGCCGGAGCAGAUGGGAAGAACCGGCGGGCCCUUGAAGAUAUCGGCAAUCUAGCCAAUCUCAGAAUCAAUGAAGGCAAACCGCAGCCGCAGAUCAACCGACCCGUAACUAGCGAUCUUUUUCUGAAGAACUGCCAGCAUUAUAUGCAGAAACAAGUGGCUGUUCCUACUGACAGAAUAGCAGGAAAGGGCAGUACAAAAGCUACAGCAGCUCCCGUCGCCGGAGUAGCAGGAAAGGGUGCUGCAAAAGCACCCAAGAGUGCUGCAGUUAAGCCCGAACCCGAGAAUGUUAUUGAGAUCAGCACCGAUUCAGAUGAGAGCGCUACGCAAGUGUCUGCAAGUAGUGUCAGUUUUCGUGGUGGCAAACCAUCAAGAAAGGAAGUUCACACUCUUACCUCAGUGCUUACGGCUCGAAGCAAGAUUGCUUGUGGAGUUAUUGAGAGACCAAAAGAGCUGGCCCUGAAUAUUGAUGCAUCGGAUGCCGAUGAUCAAUUGGCCGUUGUUGAUUAUGUCGAAGAUAUAUACAUAUUCUAUAAGCAUGCAGAGAACUCAAACCGACCGCGCGACUACAUACACUGGCAAGCAGAGAUCAGCAUGAAGAUGAGGUCCAUCCUCGCUGACUGGAUCAUCGAAGUGCACCACAGAUUCGAGCUGAUGCCUGAGACCCUCUACCUAACAUUCUGCAUCAUCGACCGCUACCUCUCAAUUGAAACAGUCACCAAGGGAGAGUUGCAACUCGUGGGAGUUAGCGCCAUGCUCAUCGCUUGCAAGUAUGAGGAAAUCUGGGCUCCUGAGGUUAAUGACUUCAUUUGCAUUUCGGAUAGGGCAUACACCAGAGAGCAGAUACUAGGAAUGGAGAAAGGGAUUCUGAACAAACUUGAGUGGAAUUUAACGGUUCCGACUUGCUAUGUUUUCCUCGUGAGGUUUCUCAAGGCUUCAGCGUGUGAUAAAGAGAUGGAGCACAUGGUUUUCUUCUUUGCUGAGCUGGGUUUGAUGCAGUACUCAAUGAUCAUGUAUUGUCCAUCCAUGGUUGCUGCUUCUGCAGUAUAUGCGGCUCGCUGCACACUUAGGAAGAGUCCUCUUUGGACUGAAACACUGAAGCACCACACGGGCUUCUCAGAGCAGCAGCUGCUAGAUGCUGCUCAAAUUCUUGUGAAGUUUCAUUCGGUAGCUCAUGAGAGCAAACUGAGGGUUGUGUACAAGAAAUACUCGAAUGAAGAACUUGGAGCGGUCGCGCUGCAUCCUCCCGCAACAAGGCUGAUAGAGGAUCUGUUGAAGGCUUCAAAGAAGUGAUGGAAGGGGGCUGGUAGUGAAUGGCAGUAGUUAUUCCCUUUUGGUACUUGUUUGCUGAUUCAAAAUUUCAAAUUUUUUUUUUUUUUUUGGAAGAAGUUAGUUUAUUUGUUCUGUAGUUAGAAGGUGUCCGACAGAGUAGAGAGGUGUGGAGUUUGUGGGCCUUUCGGAGGCAAUGGAAAUCAUCUCAGUGAUGAUACAACAAAGUGAUGUCUUUCAUUUUGGUACAUACUCUCUCUCUCUGGGAGUUUAUGCUUCAAAGUUCUUAAAGA